UGAUCUUGAUCUUCCUGGCAUCAGCAAGCAUCCUCCUGUUGACAGUCAUAGCCGUGGAGGGCGAUAAUUCUUUGUUGUUCUUCACAUUUUCUUAGCAACUGGAAGCGCAACAGCGCGAAGAACGCAUGCGCAGAGCAAUCGGAGACGCCGAAGAAAGACGAAGGUUGGCGGAGAUCGAGCGGAAACGGAGGGAGGAGGAAGGGCGGAGGAUGGAGGAGGAGCAGAGAGCGGAGGAGGAGCGGAUGAGAAGGGAAGCUGAGGAGGAGGAGGAGAGGAUAAGGGAGGCCGAGAAAUCGUUGUUGGAACAGGAAGCAUUGGUUAAGGAAAAAGCUAGGAUUCAGGCAGAGGAAGAGGCGAUGAGAAAACUAGCAAAGGAACGGAGGGAGGCGGAAGAGCGCAAGCGCCUGGCCAAAGAGGAAGCUGAUAGGAAGAGGAGGGAGGAAGUCAAAAUGAAAUUCCUUCAGGAGUUAAAAGAGCAAGAGGAAGCCGAGAAGCGCCGCCAGGCGGAACUCGAGGAACAGCAGCGCCUGGAGGAGGAGCGACAGCGUCAGAUGGAGUUGGACCAGCUUGAGGCGGAUCGGCGUGAGCAGGUGCGGCUGGAGGCGGAGCUGGCUCGGGAGGAGGAGAUCAGGCGGCAGGAACACAACCUCAACAUGCGGAAAAACCUGGCCUUCGUGCGGCACGGGCAGGAGUUCACCAAGCCCUGGGUGUGGUCAUAUUUCAAGAACGUCCCUAUGGAAGUUCUAAGGGAACCGUACGUCAAAGAAGACCCCAAGAAAAACUGGAAGCCGAAACCCAAACCGAAGAACCCGGGUCCAGAGGCAUAAGGAACAAAUAGUCACGUAUUUAUGUUUGUUUGAUUCGAAUGUUGCACUACAUAAACGCACGAAUGCUGCUGUAAAGUGUUUUAUUAUUAUAACGUGAUGUUGCCAUGGCAAUAACGUUUAAAUGUUUUAAGUGCACAAUGUACAAUGUGGAAUAUAGUCGUUUGUUUCAUGCCCAGAUGAAUAUUUGAAUUUAUGUAGAACUUAUCGUAUAGAGAUUGUAAAACUCUCAGCUCCCACAUGUUUCGUAAUCUAUUAAAAUCGUAAUAAACCAA
Molecule: messenger RNA, 1099 nt
Organism: Branchiostoma floridae (Florida lancelet)
Lineage: Eukaryota; Metazoa; Chordata; Leptocardii; Amphioxiformes; Branchiostomatidae
Product: vicilin-like seed storage protein At2g18540
Exons: 6
Coding region: 126-827 (233 amino acids)
Source: RefSeq, a predicted model, not a curated record